ACACUCUUUAACACUUUAGAAAAAAAAAAAAAAGAGAAAGAAGAAGGCUUGAAUACGGAAGCUUGAGAAUGAAAGCGAUCGUGAUCUCGGAGCCAGGUAAGCCAGAGGUUCUGCAACUGCGUGAUGUGGCAGACCCAGAAGUCAAGGACGAUGAGGUUCUCGUCAGAGUUCUCGCCACUGCUUUGAAUCGUGCCGAUACUCUCCAAAGACUUGGCCUUUACAAUCCACCACCUGGCUCAAGCCCUUACCUUGGUCUCGAGUGUUCUGGAACCAUUGAAUCUGUUGGCAAAAACGUCUCUCGAUGGAAGGUUGGAGACCAGGUGUGUGCUCUUCUUUCUGGAGGAGGUUAUGCAGAGAAAGUCUCUGUUCCUGCUGGACAAAUUUUCCCAGUACCCGCUGGUAUCUCUCUUAAAGAUGCAACGGCUUUCCCUGAAGUGGCAUGCACUGUUUGGUCUACUGUCUUCAUGAUGGGCCGUCUCUCCGCUGGUGAAUCAUUCUUGGUUCAUGGAGGUUCAAGUGGGAUUGGGACUUUUGCAAUUCAGAUAGCUAAACAUCUAGGAGUGAGAGUAUUUGUAACAGCAGGGAAUGAGGAAAAGCUAGCUGCCUGCAAAGAACUCGGGGCUGAUGUUUGUAUAAAUUACAAAACCGAGGACUUUGUCGCAAAGGUAAAAGCGGAAACUGAUGGGAAAGGUGUGGAUGUUAUCUUGGACUGCAUUGGGGCACCGUAUUUGCAGAAAAACCUCGACAGCUUAAAUUUCGAUGGUAGGUUAUGUAUUAUCGGAUUAAUGGGAGGAGCCAAUGCAGAAAUAAAACUAAGUAGUCUGCUUCCAAAGCGUCUCACUGUCUUAGGAGCUGCAUUAAGACCGAGAAGCCCUGAAAACAAAGCGGUUGUUGUAGCAGAAGUCGAGAAGAAUGUGUGGCCAGCGAUAGAAGCGGGGAAGGUAAAACCGGUGAUUCACAAGUAUUUACCAUUGUCACAAGCAGCAGAAGCUCAUAGCCUUAUGGAGAGUAGCAAACACAUUGGUAAGAUUCUGCUUGAGACCUGAUCCUCUGGAAAGGGAGAAAUGUUCAGAGACAAGAGUCAUGGUGAAUAAUCAAUAAAAUCUGGUCAACUGUGUUCAUAGAUAUAUAUAUAUAUCUACGAGAGUUUGUUUGUUGGCUUUCUGUAUCUCUGAUUUGUUCAAAAAGACAAUGUAACUAUGGAACAUAUAUCUUCAAGAUAAACCAAAAUAUGUUGAAUCAACCAAGGACCUAAUCCUAUUAAA
Molecule: messenger RNA, 1265 nt
Organism: Arabidopsis lyrata subsp. lyrata
Lineage: Eukaryota; Viridiplantae; Streptophyta; Magnoliopsida; Brassicales; Brassicaceae
Product: quinone oxidoreductase PIG3
Exons: 5
Coding region: 69-1046 (325 amino acids)
Molecular function (GO): oxidoreductase activity
Source: RefSeq, a predicted model, not a curated record